CCUGUUUACUCUAAAUAUAGCAAGGAGGAGAAAAAUUUGACUGACUUUAUCUGACGAGUGAUGAUGAGAUGAUGGAAUCAUACAAGCUUGGAAACAGAGUCAUGGCUUCUCUUCCUUGUCAUUCUCCUUCAGCCUCAGCCAUCUGGAAAACGGACGUUUUCGUGAGUUUUAGAGGCGAAGACGUGCGCAAAACAUUCGUGAGCCAUCUGUUCUGCGAGCUCGAUCGGAUGGGGAUCAACGCGUUCAGAGACGACUUGGAUCUCGAGAGAGGCAAGCAUAUCUCCUCAGAGCUUGUGGAUACGAUCAGAGGCUCCAGGUUCGCGGUCGUCGUGGUCUCUAGGAACUACGCAUCUUCGAGCUGGUGCUUGGACGAGCUCUUGGAGAUCAUGGAACGUAAGAACACGGUUGAUCAGAAGACAAUCAUACCCGUGUUCUACGAGGUUGAUCCUUCUGAUGUGAGAAGACAGACUGGGAGUUUCGGUGAGGGUGUUGAGAGUCAUAGCGACAAGAAGAAGGUGAUGAAAUGGAGAGAAGCUUUGACGCAGUUAGCUGCUAUAUCUGGUGAAGAUUCUCGGAACUGGAGGGAUGAGUCGAAGCUAAUUAAGAAGAUUGUUAAAGACAUAUCUGAUAGAUUGGUUUCCACUUCACUGGAUGAUACAGAUGAGUUGAUUGGAAUGAGUUCUCAUAUGGACUUUCUGCAGUCUAUGAUGUCUAUAGAGGAGGAAGAUGUUCGCACGGUAGGGAUUUGGGGAAUGGGUGGAGUUGGGAAAACUACUAUUGCUAAAUACUUAUACAACAAGCUCUCAUCUCGGUUUCAAGCUCAUUGCUUCAUGGAGAAUGUGAAGGAAGUGUGUAACAGAUAUGGAGUUGAGCGUCUACAGGGAGAGUUCUUAUGCAGAAUGUUUCGAGAGAGAGACUCGGUUUCUUGUUCGAGCAUGAUAAAGGAAAGGUUCAGGCGUAAAAGGGUUUUGAUUGUACUUGAUGAUGUAGAUAGAUCUGAGCAGGUGGAUGGAUUGUUUAAGGAGACUGGUUGGUUUGGUCCUGGAAGCAGAAUCAUUGUUACAACGAGAGAUAGACAUUUGCUAGUUUCUCAUGGCAUAGAACUGAUAUAUAAAGUUAAGUGUCUACCCGAAAAAGAAGCUUUACAUCUCUUUUGCAACUAUGCUUUCAGAAACGAGACUAUAGCUCCAGAGUUUAGGGUGUUAGCAGUUCAAGCUGUAAACUAUGCUUCUGGUCUUCCACUGGCUUUGAGAGUUUUAGGUUCUUUCCUUUAUCGAAGAGGCGAAAGAGAAUGGGAAAGCACACUCGCUAGGCUUGAAACUUCUCCUCAUAGUGAUAUCAUGGAGGUUCUGAGAGUUAGCUACGAUGGAUUGGAUGAGCAGGAGAAGGCUAUUUUUCUCUACAUAUCAUGUUUCUACAACAUGAAGCAUGUUGAUUACGCCACAAGACUUCUUGAUAUCUGUGGCUAUGCCGCUGAAAUUGGUAUCACGGUUCUCACUGAGAAGUCUUUGAUAGUCAUAUCAAAUGGAUGCAUAAAGAUGCAUGAUUUGGUUGAACAGAUGGGUAGAGAACUUGUACGCCGACAAGCUGAACGGUUUCUUUUAUGGAGACCUGAAGACAUCUGUGAUCUGCUGUCAGAAACUACUGGAACAAGUGUUGUUGAAGGAAUGUCACUUAACAUGUCUGAAGUAUCUGAGGUAUUGGCUAGUGAUCAAGGUUUUGAGGGAUUGUCUAAUCUCAAGCUUCUCAACUUCUAUGAUCUUUCAUAUGAUGGAGAGACUAGAGUGCAUCUACCUAAUGGCCUCACUUAUCUACCGCGCAAGCUUCGUUAUCUACGCUGGGAUGGAUACCCUUUAAACUCUUUGCCUUCAAGGUUUCAUCCGGAGUUUCUUGUUGAACUUUGUAUGAGUAAUAGCCAUCUCCACUAUCUUUGGAAUGGAAUCCAGCCUCUUAGGAAACUGAAGAAGAUGGAUCUUUCUCGUUGUAAAUACCUAAUCGAAAUUCCGGAUCUCUCAAAAGCCACAAACCUUGAGGAACUCAACCUUUCCUAUUGCCAAAGCUUAACUGAGGUUACUCCAUCUAUCAAAAACCUCCAGAAACUUUAUUGUUUCUACUUGACUAACUGCACUAAACUCAAGAAGAUACCAAGUGGAAUCGCUUUGAAGUCGCUUGAAACAGUUGGAAUGAACGGAUGCUCAAGCCUAAUGCAUUUUCCAGAGUUUUCUUGGAAUGCCAGAAGACUCUACCUGAGCAGUACAAAGAUAGAGGAACUGCCAUCAUCGAUGAUCAGCCGUCUCUCUUGUCUGGUUGAGUUGGAUAUGUCAGAUUGCCAGAGUAUCAGGACUCUUCCGAGUUCUGUAAAGCACUUGGUGUCACUUAAAUCACUGAGUUUGAACGGUUGCAAACAUCUUGAGAACCUCCCGGACUCAUUACUGAGCCUCACAUGUCUUGAAACGCUUGAAGUGUCUGGUUGCCUUAACAUCAACGAGUUCCCUCGCCUUGCCAAGAACAUAGAAGUUCUGCGUAUAUCUGAGACAUCGAUUAAUGAAGUUCCUGCAAGAAUCUGUGAUCUCUCUCAGCUUAGGUCCUUGGAUAUUUCAGGAAAUGAAAAACUUAAAUCACUUCCGGUAAGCAUUUCUGAGUUAAGAUCACUUGAAAAGCUCAAGCUCUCUGGCUGUUGUGUACUUGAGAGCCUUCCGCCAGAGAUUUGUCAGACAAUGAGCUGCUUGAGGUGGCUUGAUUUGGAAAGGACCAGCAUCAAAGAACUGCCUGAAAACAUUGGUAAUUUGAUAGCUCUCGAGGUGCUUCAAGCUGGAAGAACAGCGAUAAGACGAGCACCAUUGUCUAUUGCAAGACUUGAACGUCUGCAAGUUUUAGCAAUCGGGAAUAGCUUCUAUACCUCACAAGGUCUGCAUUCUCUAUGUCCUCACUUAUCAAUAUUUAAUGACUUGAGAGCGCUGUGCCUAAGCAACAUGAACAUGAUAGAGAUCCCAAACAGUAUUGGUAACUUGUGGAGUCUAUCAGAACUAGAUUUGAGUGGUAACAACUUUGAACACAUCCCCGCGAGCAUCAGACGACUCACCAGGCUGAGCAGACUGGAUGUUAACAAUUGUCAGAGACUUCAAGCACUGCCUGAUGACCUUCCACGGCGUCUCUUGUAUAUCUACGCCCAUGGCUGCACAUCACUAGUGAGUAUCUCAGGCUGCUUCAAGCCUUGUUGUCUGCGCAAGCUUGUAGCGAGCAACUGUUACAAACUGGAUCAAGAGGCACAGAUUCUCAUCCACCGUAACAUGAAGCUAGAUGCAGCAAAACCAGAACACUCUUAUUUUCCUGGAAGAGAUGUGCCAUCUUGUUUCAAUCACCAAGCCAUGGGAUCUUCCUUGAGAAUACGUCAACCAUCAUCUGACAUUCUGGGAUUUUCCGCAUGCAUCAUGAUUGGAGUUGAUGGAGAGUACUCAAUGAACGAUCUCAAGAUACGUUGCUCUUGUAUCUUAAAAAGGGUUGAUGAUGCUCAAGAGCUGGUUGUUAUGGAUGAGCUAUGGUAUCCUGAUCCAAAAGCUUUCGCAAACAUGAGUUUUGGAUCAGAUCAUCUUCUGUUGUUCAGCAGAAGUUGCAUGUCCAUGGGAGCUUACAACGAAGUCUUCUUUGAAUUUUCGAUCGAAAACACAAACGGAGAUUCUUCUACUAACCUGCUGGUAGAGGUUAAAAAGUGUGCAGUGCACCUCAUAACGUUUAAAGACAUGUUACAAGAGGAGCAUGAAAGCUCAUCCUCCUCACAACAGUUCUCUAAUGACGACAAUGAGAACAUUCAUGAUCCUGAUUUGGAAGAAUUAGAUGAAGCAGGGGUUCCGAAAAGAAGACCUGAUGACUUGCAUAAGGAGCAACCAAAUCCAAAGAAGAUCAAGUUUCUUCCUGUUCCUUCAAAAUUACAUCAACUGAUUGAUACACCACAGUGAAGGUUGUUGGUUUGCUGUAACUUUGUAUUCAUGCGUUAGAUAUAUAUAUUUUUUGAUCUUUGAACAUGCAA
Messenger RNA from Brassica napus (rape), 4027 nucleotides. Its product is annotated as disease resistance protein RML1A-like. Gene Ontology annotation, biological process: signal transduction; defense response. The transcript has 4 exons. The record is from RefSeq and is a predicted model, not a curated record. Gene Ontology annotation, molecular function: protein binding; ADP binding. Lineage: Eukaryota; Viridiplantae; Streptophyta; Magnoliopsida; Brassicales; Brassicaceae. The coding region runs from base 69 to 3956 and encodes 1295 amino acids.